Alternaria infectoria is the source of this 1782-nucleotide messenger RNA. RefSeq lists its product as uncharacterized. Gene Ontology annotation, molecular function: glucosylceramidase activity. The coding region runs from base 1 to 1782 and encodes 593 amino acids. Gene Ontology annotation, biological process: sphingolipid metabolic process. The record is from RefSeq and is a predicted model, not a curated record. The transcript has 3 exons. Lineage: Eukaryota; Fungi; Ascomycota; Dothideomycetes; Pleosporales; Pleosporaceae.
AUGGCGACAACAUUUCUACUACCACUGCUCUAUGCUGGUGGAGCUUGUGCUCAGUAUGUCCCCGUGCCGUGGGCAUACACACAGAAUGAGCCACCCGUUAAGGUCUCUGUUGACGCUACGGUUCGACAUCAAACGAUGAUCGGAGGUGGCUGCUCAGGAGCCUUUGGUGUCGCCUGCGACCAGACCGGAUCUCGAGGCCUCUCUCCUUCGAACCAGCAGCUCGUCAGCGACUAUUUGUUCAAUGAGAAUCUCGGAGGUCUUUCUGUUUUGCGCAACCGCGUUGGCUCGAGCCCUACAGACGGCAUCCUCGGCAGCUGUCCUACAAGCCCAUCAGCACCGGCCAACUACUCAGGCUUGGGAACGAACGAUUCCACCGCCGACAGUUGCCAGCUCAAGCUCACACAACAAGCUUUGACAGCCAACCCGGAUCUGUUCAUCUAUGCAGACGCUUGGUCUGCUCCAGGCUGCUUCAAGACCGAUGCCACAGACAUCAACGGCGGACUCAUCUGCGGCGUGCGCGGAACGAAUUGCACCCACGACUGGCGACAAGCAUAUGCUGACUACCUUGUGGAGUACGUCAGAUUGUAUGAAGAGAAGGGUAUCAACGUCAACCUGAUUGGUGCUUACAACGAGCCCGAUUUCAAUCCCGUCACCUAUGCUAGCAUGGACUCCGACGGAUACCAGGCUGCCGACUUCCUUAAAGUUCUCUAUCCUACCGUCAAGAAGUAUCGGGAAGACUUGAAGGUGUCCUGCUGUGACGCUACUGGUGCUCGUCAGGAACGUAACCUCCUUUAUGAACUGGAUCAAGCUGGUGGCGGCAAGAUGUACGAUGUCGCGACAUGGCACAACUAUCAGAGUAUGCCUGAGCGACCUUUCAAUACGCAUGGUCAGCCAAACAUGGAGACCGAGUGGUCAGACGGUAGCGGUCCGUUCAAUACUACUUGGGAUACCACGGGUCAGUUGGCGGAGGGUCUACAAUGGGCGAUCUACAUGCAUCAAGCCUUCGUAUACAGCGACACAUCCGGCUACCUCCACUGGUGGUGCGCACAAGACAACCCCGGAAACACCACCGGCAGCGACGCCAUCCUCGUACGUCUGCGAGGUAACACCUUCGAAGUAUCCCGCCGUCUCUGGGCCUUUGCCGGCUACUUCCGCUUCGCACGUCCGGGAUCCGUUCGUAUCGAUGCUAUCAGUCCUGCUGAGAAUCUCAAGGUUACGGCGUUUGAGAACACGAAUGGGACGCUGGCGAUUCCGGUUAUCAAUGAGGCGCACUAUGAGAGACAGGUUGAGCUCCGAGCCGUACAGGAAGCGCAGCAGGAACAGGCAGAGCGCAUCGCCAAGUUGGAGCAAGAGAACGCAGAUCUCAAGGACUUCAAGGAGAGGAUCAUCGACAUCGCUGACCGAGUUCAAGCUUUGGAGCAGCGCGAAGCCUAUCGUGCCUCCAGACGCAGAGAGGCAGUCAUUCUACUCAGUAAUAUGCGUACCCUGCAUCAAGAAGCCGACAAUGGAUUCCAACAACGCACAGCGGACAUGCAACCGGAUGACCUCGAAGGACUGUUGGGCGCGUAUGGCAUCAUGUUGACUACUGCAAUGAACAACCACCAGCGCAUGCUUGGCCAGAUGCGUGCGAACGGCCAGUUUCCAGCGUACACAACACCAGUUCCGCAGACUCGACAAGUGCUUGCACCGGUGCAGCGGCUCCACGUCUAUCCGCCGGCGUACUCAGAGCCUAGAUUGUGUCAUGCGCACAGCUUACCUUACUGCCGAGUGUGCGGUAAGUAG